This is a messenger RNA of Cladocopium goreaui, 961 nucleotides long. Lineage: Eukaryota; Dinophyceae; Suessiales; Symbiodiniaceae. The record is from the annotation of a GenBank genome assembly.
UCUGGGCCCUGAACAACCCCACAGUCCCGUCGUCCCGAGGGCUCUGAAAAUGCAAUGGUUGAGCUAUAGCAGCUAGAGAUGUCAAGAGAAUGCAGCGGGAGCGGGACUAUUUGCUUUGCAUCUCGCCUCUUUUGGCAGGCUUGCUGGCGAUGCCGACUGUGGAAGAGGCCACAUCAGGGCGCUUCCAUUGGCCUCGUCUCGUUUCCGCGAAAGACAUGCUGCGGACGUAUCGCUCGCUGGUGCUGACUCAGCCAUCGCUUGAAAGGGGAGAAUGGUGGCGCUUGAUCAGCUAUUUGUUCAUACACCAGGACUUGGAACAUCUUUUGAACAACAUCUGCGGAAUUCUUUGCAGUGGAUUCACAGUGUUCAACAACUGCGGUGUUGAAAUGGUCUACGGCAUCUUUUUCUGGAGCGGUGCUGUGGCCGGCUUGAACUCUUGGGGACGUACCUUCCAGACAGAAUCGCAGCUGGAGGCAUCUAUCCCCGCGGUGCCGAAGAGUCUGGGAUCUGCAGUGCCAGAAUCUGCACAGAUCUGGGACCGCUUCAGACACGCAGCCGCUAAGUGGACUGCUCCUAUCGUGAGCUCGAGAACGGAUUCAUAUGGUGCCUCCGGAGGAGUUUCGGGGCUGAUGGGCUUCACCCUGGGCCUCUCCCUGCGUCGCUUCUGGACGCUGCUGGGCCUGGCCGGCACCCGUGCCGCGCGAGACGCGUCGGAGCCAAGGGCGCGGCGUCAACGUGGACACGCGGGGCUGGAGCUGUUAGUGACAGGGUUGAACUUAUUCCAGACUGGCAAGUUUCUGCUGCAAGAAUGGGAGUCCAUUCGAGGAGAUCGAGGACUGACUGGAGUGGAUCAUGCUGGCCAUUUGACAGGCUUUACGUUUGGUCUAGUUUCGGCCCUGGUGACCAUGGCCUAGCGACUCGGUGCCGAGCGACGUUUGAAGCGGCAAGGAAAAUGACCUGC